AUGGGGAUAGUGGCUGACAAGGGGCCAAGAAACCCUUGGCAGAAAAGAACAGAGCUAAUGGAACGUGAACUUGUCUUCACCCUCCAGAGCUCUGUCCACAUUGCCCAUCCGGAUAAGCUGGCAGAAGACAUUGUUGAUAGAGCCACUGAAGACAUCUCUGCCACCAUCAGGCUGGUGCUGCAAACCUCUAAUCCCCAUCAUACUGGAUGGUGCCCCUGUUCAGAAAUUAUCCGGUUUAUAUGUAGAGUAAUGAAAGGUAGUUUUGCCAGAAAAGUAAAUUUAGAGUUGUGUCUCCUGUUUGACUGUGUCCUUUCAUCAUCUAGUUCACACACAAAUGAAUUGGCAGGAGCAAGUCAGGAGGCACCUACCAAUGAAAGUCCCCAUCCAGAUGAGCUGACAGGCAUCGUCAUUGGUAGAGCCACCGAAGACAUUCCACAGACAAAUGAAUUUACAGGAGCAAACCAGGAGGCACCUGUGACUGAAAGGCCUGAUCCACACGACCUGGAUGGAGCCAUCACAGAUACAGUCACUGAUGAAAUUCCACACACAAGUAAAUUGGCAGGAGCAACCCAGGAGCAUCCAGGUACCAGGAAAAGUAUGUCAGAACAACUUUCCAGGUUUGAAGAUGAAGAAGGUGCUGAUGUUGCUGCAUAUGACAGCAAGAUUAAGAAAAUAGCACGCUCAAUUGUAUCAUCCUUUACAUUUGGAAUAUUUGGAGUUUGCCUGCUCUUAUUGAAUGUUGGUCUCAUCUUUGCCGACCUAAUUUUCGCUGAAAAGAAAGCUUCUAUCCCUUUGGAAUAUCUUUGUAUUUCUCUAUCUAUUGCCUUAUUUUUUCUCAUGGAUAUUCUUCUUCGAGUAUUUGUAGAUGGGAGACAGCAUUAUUUUUCUGACUUAUUUAACAUUUUAGAUAUUGCCAUUAUUGUGAUUACUCUGCUGGUUGAUGUCAUUUACAUUUUUUUUGACGUUAAGUUUCUUAGUGAUAUUCCCAGAUGGACACCCAUAGUUCGACUUCUACGACUUAUUAUUCUGGUAAGAAUUGUUCAUCUGGCUCAUCAAAAAAGACAGCUUGAAAAGCUGAUCAGAAGGCUGGUUUCAGAAAACAAAAGGCGAUACAUAAGGGAUGGAUUUGACCUAGACCUCACUUAUGUUACUGAACGUAUUAUCGCUAUGUCAUUUCCAUCUUCUGGAAGGCAGUCUUUCUAUAGGAACCCAAUUGAGGAAGUUGUACGGUUUCUAGACAAGAAGCACCCAAACCACUAUCGUGUCUACAAUCUCUGCAGUGAAAGAGCUUAUGAUCCUAAGCACUUCCAUAAUAGGGUCAGUAGAAUCAUGAUUGAUGACCAUAAUGUCCCCACUUUACGUGAGAUGGUGGUAUUCUCAAAGGAAGCAAGUGAGUGGAUGGCUCAAGAUCCUGAAAACAUCAUAGCGAUUCACUGUAAAGGAGGCAAAGGAAGAACUGGAACAAUGGUUUGUGCCUGUCUUAUUGCUUCUGAAAUAUUUUUAACUGCAGAGGAAAGCCUGUAUUACUUUGGAGAAAGGCGAACAGAUAAAACCAACAGCACUAAAUUUCAGGGAGUAGAAACGCCUUCUCAGAAUAGAUAUGUUGGAUAUUUUGCACAAGUGAAACACCACUACAACUGGAAUCUCCCUCCAGUAAGGAUACUCUUUAUAAAAAGAUUCAUUAUUUAUUCGAUCCAUGGUAUUGGAUCAGGCGAUGAAAAUGAUCUAAAACUCCAAAUUGUAAUGGAGAAAAGGGUUGUCUUUUCCUGUACUUCUUUAAAAAAUUGUGUGGUAAUUCAUGACGCUGAAACAGACAGAGUAAUAAUUGAUAUAUUUAACUGUCCACCUCUGUAUCAUGACGUGAAAGUGCGGUUUUUCUCUUCGGUGCUUCCUAAAUACUAUGACAAUUGUCCUUUUUUCUUCUGGUUUCACACAUCUUUUAUACAAGAUAACAGGCUUUAUCUACCAAGAAAUGAGUUGGAUAAUCCACAUAAACAAAAAACAUGGAAAAUUUACCCACCGGAAUUUGCAGUGGAGAUAAUUUUUGAGGAGAAAUGACUUACAGUGAAGUUGUAGCUGAUUAAGAAUAGUCCCCCCUUCCCCUUCUGGGAAAGAAUUAUGUUUCUUCCAACCCCCGCCACAUAUUUUUACGUUCUAAGUCUUCCCUGCUGAUAUAUCUAUGUUUAUAUAUGUUUACAUAUGUUCUUGAUAAAUCUAUUAAAUAUAUAUAGAUAAAA
Sapajus apella (tufted capuchin) is the source of this 2237-nucleotide messenger RNA. RefSeq names its product phosphatidylinositol 3,4,5-trisphosphate 3-phosphatase TPTE2-like. Gene Ontology annotation, biological process: dephosphorylation; monoatomic ion transport; transmembrane transport. Gene Ontology annotation, cellular component: membrane; cytosol. Lineage: Eukaryota; Metazoa; Chordata; Mammalia; Primates; Cebidae. Gene Ontology annotation, molecular function: monoatomic ion channel activity; phosphatidylinositol-3,4,5-trisphosphate 3-phosphatase activity. The record is from RefSeq and is a predicted model, not a curated record.